Molecule: messenger RNA, 12414 nt
Organism: Rhincodon typus (whale shark)
Lineage: Eukaryota; Metazoa; Chordata; Chondrichthyes; Orectolobiformes; Rhincodontidae
Product: plasma membrane calcium-transporting ATPase 1-like
Exons: 20
Coding region: 1-3714 (1237 amino acids)
Biological process (GO): regulation of cytosolic calcium ion concentration; calcium ion transmembrane transport
Cellular component (GO): membrane; intracellular membrane-bounded organelle
Molecular function (GO): P-type calcium transporter activity; ATP binding; PDZ domain binding
Source: RefSeq, a predicted model, not a curated record
AUGAAGAAACGGCUGUGCAUGCUGGAUACAAUCAAGGUUGUGGGCCCCAGUGCUGAAAACCUGGGCUUCUUAGUCAAGCUGUCCCAGUACAGCUACAACAGAGAGCAUGGAGAAUUGCCUAGGUCUGUGCAAUUCACCGAAAGCAGGACACAUUCUUUCAACAAAAUUACCACCCCAUCAUCCUACUUUCAAUCAUUAGUGAAACAAUGGAAGACUUUGUUGACACUGCUAUCAGGCAGCACUUUAGUUGCAAAUCACUUGCUGACUGACUCACUCUUACAUGCGCACUCACGUCUGUCUGGCAACCCAGCUGAUCUUGACAAACGGAAACAAGUGUUUGGUCAGAACUUCAUACCACCCAAAAAGCCAAAAACAUUUCUGCAGUUAGUAUGGGAAGCACUACAAGAUGUAACUUUAAUUAUACUAGAAAUUGCAGCCAUUAUAUCUUUGGGCCUUUCCUUUUACCGCCCUCCUGGAGGGGACAGCGAAUUAUGUGGGGAAGCUACAGGUGGAGAGGAUGAAGGAGAGGCAGAAGCUGGCUGGAUUGAAGGUGCAGCUAUUCUCCUCUCUGUUAUUUGUGUGGUGCUGGUGACAGCCUUCAAUGACUGGAGUAAGGAGAAGCAGUUCCGCGGGCUGCAAAGUCGCAUUGAACAGGAGCAGAAGUUCACUGUGAUCCGCAAGGGUCAGGUUAUCCAGAUUCCAGUGGCGGAAAUUGUUGUGGGAGACAUUGCUCAGAUUAAAUAUGGUGACCUUCUGCCAGCUGAUGGUAUCCUCAUCCAAGGCAAUGAUUUAAAAAUAGAUGAAAGCUCCUUGACAGGAGAGUCAGAUCAUGUGAGGAAAUCAAUGGAGAAGGACCCAAUGCUACUGUCUGGUACCCAUGUAAUGGAAGGCUCAGGACGGAUCCUGGUAACUGCAGUAGGUUUGAACUCCCAGACCGGUAUCAUUUUCACAUUAUUAGGAGCAGGUAGUGAUGAGGAAGAGAAGAAAAACAAGAAGGGUAAAAAACAAGGAGCCCCAGAAAAUCGCAACAAAGCUAAAGCUCAGGAUGGUGUUGCACUGGAGAUUCAACCACUGAAGAGCGAGGAAGGUGGUGACCUGGAAGAGAGAGAGAAGAAGAAAUCAAAUAUACCAAAGAAAGAAAAAUCUGUCCUACAGGGAAAGCUCACCAAAUUGGCAGUGCAGAUUGGAAAAGCAGGUCUGCUUAUGUCAGCAGUCACAGUCAUCAUCCUUGUGUUGUUUUUUGUUAUUGAUACUUUUGGGGUUCAAGGCAGACCAUGGCUAGCAGAUUGUACCCCAAUUUAUAUCCAGUAUUUCGUGAAGUUUUUCAUCAUUGGCGUCACUGUGCUUGUAGUGGCCGUACCGGAGGGUCUUCCGCUUGCUGUUACGAUCUCUCUGGCCUAUUCUGUAAAGAAAAUGAUGAAGGACAAUAAUUUGGUCAGACACUUGGAUGCCUGUGAAACUAUGGGCAAUGCUACAGCUAUUUGCUCAGAUAAAACGGGUACACUCACCAUGAACAGGAUGACUGUAGUACAAUCAUAUAUUGGAGAAACACACUACAGGCAAAUACCUGCCCCAGAUGCACUUUUACCAAAAGUUUUGGAACGGAUCGUAAAUGGAAUUGCCAUCAACUCUGCUUAUACUACCAAAAUACUGCCCCCUGAGAAAGAAGGAGGCCUUCCUCGCCAUGUAGGGAACAAGACUGAAUGUGCUUUGCUUGGCUUUGUGCUGGAUCUGAAGCAAGAUUAUCAGGCUAUACGCAAUGAAAUUCCAGAAGAGAAGCUGUAUAAGGUGUAUACCUUCAACUCUGCACGCAAAUCCAUGAGCACUGUACUAAAGAAUGUUGAUGGGAGUUUUCGCAUGUACAGCAAGGGGGCCUCUGAGAUCCUUCUACGCAAGUGUACUAAAGUGCUAACUAAAACUGGAGAUGUAACAGUAUUCAAGGUAAGAGAUCGUGACGAAAUGGUGAAGAAAGUGAUCGAACCAAUGGCUUGUGAAGGUCUGCGCACCAUCUGCCUGGCAUACAGAGACUUCGUUAAGGAACCUGAGUGGGAUAAUGAAAAUGAGAUUCUGAGUGACCUAACAUGCAUCACUGUUGUGGGAAUUGAGGAUCCAGUGCGACCAGAGGUUCCAGAAGCCAUUCUGAAGUGUCAGCGAGCUGGUAUAACUGUGCGAAUGGUGACUGGAGACAAUAUUAAUACCGCACGUGCCAUUGCCACAAAGUGCGGCAUCAUUCACCCUGGAGAAGAUUUUCUUUGUCUAGAAGGAAAAGAAUUCAACCGGCUUAUCCGCAAUGAGAAGGGCGAGGUUGAACAAGAACGUCUUGAUAAAGUUUGGCCAAGUCUCCGAGUACUUGCACGAUCAUCCCCAACAGAUAAACACACACUAGUGAAAGGUAUCAUUGACAGCACAAUUGGAGAGAUGCGGCAAGUGGUGGCUGUGACUGGAGAUGGGACAAAUGAUGGUCCAGCGCUGAAGAAGGCCGAUGUCGGCUUUGCUAUGGGCAUUGCGGGAACAGAUGUGGCAAAGGAGGCCUCGGAUAUCAUCCUGACAGACGAUAAUUUUACCAGUAUUGUUAAGGCAGUGAUGUGGGGCCGCAAUGUGUACGACAGCAUCUCAAAGUUUCUGCAGUUCCAGUUGACAGUAAAUGUGGUUGCAGUCAUUGUGGCAUUUACUGGUGCUUGUAUUACCCAGGAUUCUCCACUUAAAGCUGUUCAGAUGCUCUGGGUAAAUCUGAUCAUGGACACGUUUGCUUCUUUGGCUCUGGCAACCGAACCACCAACAGAAUCUCUUCUGCUUCGCAAGCCUUAUGGCAGGAAUAAGCCACUAAUCUCUCGGACAAUGAUGAAGAACAUCCUGGGUCAUGGGGUUUAUCAGCUCACUAUUAUCUUCACACUUCUCUUUGCAGGUGAGAAGUUUUUUGACAUUGACAGUGGGAGGAAUACUCCACUUCACGCUCCUGCUUCAGAACAUUACACCAUUGUAUUCAACACUUUCGUCAUGAUGCAGCUUUUCAAUGAAAUCAAUGCUCGCAAAAUUCACGGGGAGCGGAACGUGUUUGAAGCAAUUUUCCGAAACCCCAUCUUUUGCAGUAUUAUUGUGGGCACUUUUCUAAUUCAGAUUAUUAUUGUGGAGUUUGGAGGGAAGCCAUUCAGCUGCUCGGGGCUAACCCUUGACCAGUGGCUGUGGUGCAUUUUCAUUGGGGUUGGUGAGCUUCUCUGGGGCCAGGUAAUCUCCACAAUUCCAACAAGUCGCCUAAAGUUCCUGAAGGAAGCUGGCCAUGGUACAACGAAAGACAAUAUCCCUGAAGGAGAGUUAAUGGAGGACAAUGAUGAAAUUGACCAUGCUGAGAUGGAACUUCGUCGGGGACAGAUCCUCUGGUUCAGAGGUCUGAAUAGAAUCCAGACUCAGAUCAAAGUGGUGAAUGCGUUCCGCAGUUCCUUGUAUGAGGGGAUAGAGAAACCGGAAUCUCGAAGCUCCAUCCACAACUUCAUGACCCACCCAGAAUUUGGAAUGGACGAUGACGAGCCUCGGAUCCCACUGAUUGAUGAGACUGAUGUAGAAAUCAAUGGACUUGCCAACUGUGAUGCCCCAAGCCCACCCAACAAGAAUAACAAUGCUGUUGACAGUGGAAUUGGCCUACCCCUCACAGACGCUAGCAAGCUCGCCUCUUCCAGUCCAGGAAGCCCCUUACACAGUCUAGAAACAUCGGUCUGAACCUCUUUCCUCAACAGCCCCCACCUCUACCACCCUCAAAAACCCCCACCCCACACACACUUCACAUGGAUUUCUAAUCCAUGAACUUUCAGCUUUCACACUACUUGGUCUUGUCUUGCAGGAAGCAAAAAAAAAUUGAAUGGUGGUUGGCAAAUUGAUGGGAAAUCUGCAGAUCCUAAAGCAUUUUAUGUAGGAUGAGUGAAUGUUUCUGGCAAUAUGCCAUUUGAACGUGAAACACUAUCUUAAGGUUUUAAAACACACCAAUUGUCAUGCCAGAAGAAUGUACAGAAUGGUGAGAAUUAAUGGAAUUGAAAGUUAUUUAUGUUGACUUUUACUUCUCCUAUCACCAGCACUUUGGAGUUUACAAGACUUCUAUUUCAAUUUAUUUAAAUUGAAAAGCCACAAAUUUCAAUAACAGUGAAAUGAAAUGCCAAAAAAAAACAAAAAUCGCACAUUGCCUGGAGUGUGUAGUUUCCAGUAUGAGUAAUGGGAAUUGAUUCCACAGUUUGGUUAGUGUAAAGGGGCAGCAGGGAGGAAAGACUUAAACUUAUUUAAAUUAUUAGUUGUUAGUUUAACAUGGCUUGCUGAUGACCUGUGUUGGGUCUCUUUUGCAGCCCACUGCCAAGUGGCGGCUUCAUUUCACUGAAGGAGGCAAGUGGCAAAAUCUCCUAAAUUUCAAUGUGCUGGUUGUUUGCUUCACAUCACUUGUACUCUAAAACUGUCUUCUAGUCUCCUAGCAAGGUGUGAUCCAUGUCCACAAUAGACUGCCUGGUGCAAGUGGUCAGCAGUGAUGUUCUAGUCUCAAUGACAAAGCUGUUCAAAAUCCUUUUAAGACUAUCUUUGUAUCACCAAUUUUAGAUUAUUUGCAGGGUUGGGGUUUGAUUGAGGUGGGGAGGGGAUGGGGCAGAGAAAUUGUGGCACUCGUGUUUUUUCGGUUGGGCACGGUGACCGAUUUCUCUAUAAUCGUUGUUGACUGCCAGACUUUUGGCUUCCCAUUAAAAUUGAGUUGAAGCAAGAUGUCUAAUCAUUGUCGAUGUGCUGGGGUAUGGUGACGUCAGAUGCAUACAGAUGCGUUCUGCUUUCUGACAAGGUGACCAAUGUUUGAGACUAAAAGUCUAAUGAGGCAGUUGACAGGAAAUCUUUCAGUCCAACUAUUAUAAUUGAUGUACAGUAGAGCUACUUAGAUCCUUCUCAGACAUCAAGAUCAGUAACUUUCUAAAUUUACAUUUGGUUUAUACCCUUCUUCAACAAAAACAUAAAGCCAAAUGGGAUCAAAAUUUGGUACGAAUUUGGUUUGGAAUGUAUGUUUCUGGCAGCUUAUUUGCUACUUUUCACUUUUUAAAGCUUGUUGCAGGGCUUCAAUUCCUCAAUGGCAGUGUUGUCUGUUUAGUUCUAAUUUUGUAAUGAUACAUACACUUAAACUAGAAUAAAAGAAUGGCAUUCACUUAACUGGUAGGCAAAGGGAGGGAAGCAUAAUGGCAUAUCAUGAUUACAUUUGAAUUUGUGACAAAGGUUUCUCUCUCUCUCAAAAAGAAGCUUCUAUUUAAAAACUUAGCAAGCCUGAUCUCUUUAUCAUACACAUUAAUUUAUAUAACCAUUUAACAUGUUCACUUGCCUGUAUUUGGUUCUGCACAUGACACUUCCUGAAAUAUUGGCUAUGCUUUGAUGCCUUCAUAAUUCAGUGAAACAGAUGAUAAUUAGUAAUGCAGCAUUCUCUGAAUAAAGUGAUUAGGCUAAACUAAAGUGAAGUUUUCGGAUGCGGAGUUACUAAGUAAUCAAGUAUUUAGACGUUUUGCUUAGGCAGUGACUUGUCACGUUAAAAAUUUGAGUAAUGGGGUGAAACCUCGCGACAUCAUGCAGAAUUAACAAAGUACAGAACUAACAGUACAGAACUUUGAAUGCGGGCACAUCCCCUAUGGAUCAAUUACUUGAUGAAGUGGAGCUGUUUUAGGUGAUGGUACUAGAUUUUGUAUUUAGUCUCUUGCCUGUGCGUUAGUUGAGUUGCAUGUUUGAGGUACUUUUCCUCUAAAAUAUUGUCUAAAGUGAUUCCCUACAACCCACAACCCUUGGCACCUUUUUAAAUGAUCAUAUCUGCAGAGAUACAAUGUAUUACUGCAUACAAGCAAUAUUUCUGACACUUUUCCUAACCAAAAACUUUGAGAUAUUGGUAAACACAGAUUUCAAAUGGUCCUCUUUUUCCAUAGUACUAGGAUGGGUGAUGGUGUAGUAUAGGGCAGCUGCCAAAGUUGAUUUUAAAGUCCCCAUGAGGUGUACUGACAAAAAGCAGUUUUUGUCUACACUAAAAUAAGCAAGAGAAAAGUUGUAAUUUAUCUUUUAUCAUAAAAUUAUAUUCUACAGACCAACCAAAAAGGGACACUACAGCUUUAAAAGGACAAUGUUAAGUUAUAAAAGAAUGUGAUAUUUUAACUUUCACUUAACUAUGAAGGAAGUGAAAGGAUAUUUCCUGUUACCACUAUGCACUAAAUGUACCUUUUUUAGUUCAAAUUGUUUGUACCUGAACCAAAAUCACCUCUUUGCAUCUCCUGUUGGCAAAGUUGUUGAGGUAUAUGUUGCAUAGUUUUGUUGAAGAGGUGGAGCCUAUGAUUGUUGGAAAUUAUUCCAAUUCCUCCACUCAGUUCACAGCUCCACCUUAUCACAAAGCUGCAGUAGAUACAUUUCACCAUUCAGUUGCCGUUUCACACUUGCAUGGUAGAAUGUUGAAAAGGGACUACAAUAUUGGUUAACAAAGACAGCUUUCCUUAUUAGUUAGUAAGAAAGGAAUUGGAAUGUAUAAAUUGAGCAAACCCUCAUAGAAAUACAUACAAACUUGUUUUUAAUUGACCCCAACCAACAAAGUAAAACCUUUAACUGUUCUUAUUUAAUCCGGUAAGAGCAGUGCUGCUGGCCUAUUAAAGCUGCUGGCCAAAAUUUGGAAUCUAAAUGGAAGAGCCCAGCCCAUAGUUUUCAGAUCAUUGUUGCAUUCAACAUUUUCAAUCUAUUUGCUAAAAGUUUCACUUCAGGAAGUUUUGUGUAAGGAUAAUUUUUCCACGUAAGCUCUCCAUGUUCUGCAACUUCUACUUGGUUAUUGAGUUUUGCAGGCUGCUGAAGAUGCAGCAUCUAAUCUGACUGCUCCUGACCUGCUCUUAAUGUUUAUUUAAGAUUUUGUUUUAAGGAAAACCUUUAAAUCUUUUCUCAGUCGUGCGGUGGAGCAUCUAAAUCACAGGUAUUUGUUUCAUUUUAAACAAAACACCACCCACUCCCACACCCCCCCUCCAAAAAAAAACAACACCUUUUAAUUAUAAAUUUGAACAGACAAGAGAAAUUUCUAUGGCUGUUCCUGCUAUAAUAGGUUUGCAAUCUUCAACUCUCCUGUUCCCAUAGAGAAGGUAGGCGGAGAUGAUAUUAGGUGUCUGGUAAAAAUAAUAGUAGUUGAAACUAUAGUUGAAACUCUCAAUUAGGGUAAGAAAAUCUAAUCUUCCAUAUAUAUACUUACACCAGUAUUGCGUUGUACAAUAGGUCCUGACCUUUAUAAAGAUGGGCAAGGUGAUUAGAAGCUGAUGCGAGAGCUGUAAUAUCCAUAUCUGUUGAAGUCCAAUGGUGUAAUGCAUGUAAACAUUCUCUAAGCAUGGACUCUUGGAGUCUAUCUGAAGCAAAAGGUCAUUAUCCAGAUUUAUGAAGGCUAGUUUUCAGUUCAAGAGUUUGAAACCUCUAAUCAUUGAGAUGGGGAUACCCAAUGGUCUAAACAAGAAUUGUUGUAAAUUUAAUUUUGCAAUGAAUAAAUGCAGCUUCACCAGCAUUAAGGUACUUAAAGCAUUUGAUUAACAGAGCAGUUGUUCUGUGCCAAAAGAUUCCAACAUGAAAGAAGCAAGAUUCAGUGUUCCAUCAGAAGUACAUUUAUUACUCAAAUUCAACCAAAAUUGCGUGUGCAGCAAGUUCAAAAUCUGAUUGGUCUGCCUUUUAUAUUGUAACAUGGAACGCAAUUGACAGACAGCUGCAAAUCUGUGGGGAAAAACAAGUGUUUGGUACCUAUUAAGUAAGUAGGAAGAAAAUGGUUUUCAGGUAUUUAUUGAUGCAGUUAGUAGUACAGAUGCUGUCAUCUGUUGUCCCUAUAGAGUACACCUUGUAGCUUAUACAAAACAAAUGAAUCCUUUUUUUAAGUAAAAAUUAAAAUUUUCUGAUGCUUAAUAGUCUCCACAUGUGAAGGCAAACUUUUUUCUGUUGUUAUUGAAAUGUCCUUUUAAGAGCACCACCCUAGUCUAUUGUUUAAAUAAAACACUUGAGCCAAGAAUGGACUCUAACUACCAUUGCAGUUACUGAUUUACAUAUUUCUACAGCCUCGUAGAAGUAAUGCGAUAAUGGAUUGUAGUUAUCGAGUGUUGUUGAACAGUUUAUUUUCAUGUACUUGAGGUUUAUGCACAUUCUUGUGUGUAUCUGCACUUCCAAUUGACAUCACUCUAAAACUGUGUGGACUGUGAAUUCUUCUGCUAAUGGUAGGUUUUCUCUCUGUGCACUAAUUUGCAGUAAAGCUAAGAAAUUACUGCAAGAGAUCGUCUUUGAGCAGAUUAUGUUGGGGAAAGAGUCGGAAUAAAAAUCAUUGGCAAACCUUUUCAGUUUUUUCAGUCAUUCAAAACAAGGGCCAUUUUUCAGUUUGAAUUGUAUUGCUACUUUGUGAAUGGUCUCAAAAGUCAUCCCACGGCAUCAGCUGGUUUCCUGUUACCUAACAGUGCCGGUAACAUGAUGCCACGGAUUGGCAAAAAAGAGCUGCCUCGUGUUUAGUAUUCAAAUCGCUCUAAUUUCCUGGCAUUUUAACUUCUGACACUUUUAGACAAUCCAUCAUUAUCUGCUUCUACUCAUUAAAAUUAAACUUCCAGUCAAACUUUUGAGUUUGUUUCUGGCUGGUUAAAUGCAGCAUCUCAUCGCCACGUCUUGAGGUUUUCUUCCAAUGUCUUUUAUUACUUCCCUUGUCACUUCCAGUGUUUAUAAAUAUCCCUAUCAAUUUCAAUCAGCAUGCACACAGAUCAUGUUGAGUUGAAAAGAAUUAUUCCUUAUCUGACCUGACUUUCCUCAUCUCCCACGUUUCUAUCUCUCCUGCACAGACUUGAAAUAUUGAGAGGCUGACCUCGCAAGCUGUGUUUUUCACUGCUUUAUUUCCUUGCAUCUAGGCAAUUCUCCCAUGUAAUCACAAAGGCCUCAAACUACAGAAGCAUUUCAAAAUCCAAAAGAAGAGCUUUCACACUAUAAAAAUGCCAACAAUUACUGAACACUUAUUAAACCUUUUAACAGUUUGAAGGCUAUUUAAGGUCUUUCUCUUCUCCAUCUCUCCCUCACCACCAUUCCCCCGCCCCGCCUCCAAAGUAUCAAAUUGAAUUCAGAGCUGGAUCAUCUCCUCCUGCCACCCCGAAAAACCCCAGGUUCGGAUUGAUCGGUAAUAGAAAGUUUUUUUUAAAACAAUAAAUUAAUUAUAAUUUUAUAAAAUGUAAUAAUGCUCACCUGCUUCGAUCUCCAUGUACCUUGACCAAAUCUUGACUUCAGGAUAAACCAAUGCCACAAGCAUUCUGUCUGUCUUAGUUGCUGGCUGUUCCAAGGAACGUGCGUAAUUUCUAAUUCAGAACAGUCCACUUUACAAACUAAUUUAAUUGGAAGUGUGCAAUUCAGAACGAUGGUGUGUAUUAAUACAAGUUAUGCCGGAGGCUGAAGUUUUCCUUUUAAAUCAGUCAUUUCUGUGAUGAACUAAACUGAUCAUGUGCUCAAAAAAUGUUCACUUUUUCAUUUGGAGACAUAUCACUUUCAAUGGAUAUCUGCCGUCCUUCCUACUGCACUUCAAGCAGAAGCUGGUACAACUGACGGUGUGAUGAGAGACUCCUGGACAUUAAUUAUCAUUGGAUGAAAAAAAGUGCAGUAAAAAAUAAAUAAAUAGCCUUCUUGGUGGGUUGUGGGCUGCCUUGUGACAAUAGCAGUAUUACAUUAAGUUUUCUUUUUUACAAAGUAAAUCAAAUGCCUUUUAUAAAUUUAGAAAUGAUGACUAUGAAGAUUAAACAAAAGGCAGUUUGGAAAAACAGGUUUUGAUUCCACUAAAAAUCCACCUAAUAUGGAAAGUGGUAUGUUUCCAGUUUUGGGACCACAAGCAUGACAAACUAUUUUUAAAUUAUGUAUGAAAAUUGUCUGCAAUCCCCAUCUUCCCUGGCACAUCUUUAUCUCAUUGGGUAAGCUGUUUGAACAGUGUACACUUUAAUUACCAGUUUCCUAAAUGUAUGGUCUUGUAGAGCAAGAACUUGUGAAGCACAAUCAAAUACUUGGGACUGACCUGCUCUGUUAUAGUAAAUGAUCGAUAAAAGGUGAAGAACCAGUUAAAGUGGUCACGAAGUGGUGAUUGUAGACUGCCAGUUUCCUGACAGCAGCUUUUUGAGGAGAUUUCGAUCAACCUUGGCCUGACCUAGAAACAAAUUAUCAUCAUAGAAUCAUACAGUAUAGAAGAGGCACUUCAGCCCAUUGGGUCUGUACCAUUUUGUUAAGCUAAUAUAAAAUUUAUUAUAUAGAUAUAUAUAAUGCAUCUGGAUGUUGUCUACGUGGGUUAGAUUUUUUUCAAAUGAAGUUGAAGCUUUUUCUGUGUGCUACAUCUGUUGCUGAUCAACAAGAGGCACUUGAAACUUGUGAAGCCAUGCUUACAGUUAAUGAUUUGGGAUUUCAGAAAAGAAACUAAUUUUAUAGGAUGUAUCAAUGCUAGCCUGCAUUGAUCUUAUGUACCUUGACCAUAUCAAGGUGUCAGGAAGAAAUCUACCAACAAAUGCUUAACAGUAGAAGCACUUGAAUGAUCUAGACUAUUCUAAAAUUAAUGGACUAUAAUGUAAGACACUAUUCUUUCUCUAUUCAAUUUGACAUUAACUGACGCAAAGUAAAUGACUGACUUUUUUUUCCUGUAUUCAGUCCCUUGAAUCUUAACCAUUAUUCUUGCAGUUUGCAUAAUUUUUUGUUUUUGAAAUCUUUGUGUUAAGCAGGAAAAAGAAUUUACAGAAAAUGGAGAUAUCAGAUUAUGUAACAGGAUAUAUGCAUGUUUCUGUCACAGUGCAGAGUCAUCACUUUGGUAACAAAUCCUUGAUUUGAUGAUUAUUGGUAGUCAUUUUUAUUUUCAAUCUGUAGACAGCCACUUGGGACAUCCUUGCUACCAUAAUAAAAUUGUGGUCUUUUUAUAUAUACAUUUUGUUGGUAUUAAAAUUUGUCUAAGAAUUUUGCUUUAUGCAUAACUUCGUUUCUACGUUCUAAAAUGUUUGAUUUUCUUGGCUUAAUCUGAAAGUGGGCAACAGUAGAACAGUUUUUUUUUUAAAAACAAACACACUAUGGCUUAAGUUAUUGAAUAAAAAGUAUGGUGCUGUAGCUUUAAGGUAUAUAUCCUGUUUGAUAAGUUUAAAAAAAUAGUGCAGCUUCGUUAACUUAUGCCUUGAAAGAUGGGAUACUUAUUAACGCUAUUGUGUGUUUUUCUUCAUCAAGCAAACAGCACAGACUUAGUACAAUUUCAAACGCACAUUACUAAGUAAUAUCUUGGUUGCCUUUUUUCAACUUUAAAUUGUGAGCUAAGGGAAUCCUGUGAAUAGCAUAUACACCUAACUCUUCUGCCUUCAAUUAAAAACAAUAAACCUAUGUUCCAAAAAGUGUUUACAACUAGUAUAAAUUUUGAAUGAAAAAGGCAAAAGUGUUGCAACAAUAUCUGUCAUUCAUGUCCAUUUUCAUCUGAUUCAAGGGAAUUCUUGCUCAGUUGGGAAGGCAUUGUGGUAUAAAGAAAUGAAAUAAGACUUUGGAAGGAAGUCUUGUGAUGCAAUUCCAUUGUGCAAGUGAAUGUAGAAAAUGUAUUUUUUGGUUCUGGACAAUUCCAUCCUUCAAUAAAUACACUCGUGAAGCUAAACUAUUUCUUUUAGAGCAGAGGAGAGCAAGAUUGAGGUAUCCAGUAGCUAGUGUAAUACACACUGGUAUUUUUGUAAAAAAAAAGAAAAACUUAAAAAUUUUUAGAAAAUGACUGAAUAAUUAUGUGGUAUGCAUGACUUACUGUGGUGGAUCAGAGCAAUAUGUACCCUGGUGUGUUUGCCACAUUAGAGUUCAGCUUGGAGUGCUGAUGCUGUAUCUUGCAUUUUGAUAUUUUUCUCUUAUUACCAGUGACAUAACCUCUAUGUAAAAUGUUUUGCAUGUAUUUAUAUGGUUCUUGUGAUGGAAUGAAUAGUCAAAUUAGCUUCUUCCAGAACACACAACAAUCUGACAAUACAUUCAGUUGUAAAGCAAAAACAAUUUUAAAAAAUUGGCAAUGAUUUAUCAAACUUUAAAUGCGUGAUUCUAGAAGCUUCAGAGUAUUUUUUUACAAGCAGCCUGCAUUUGUGAAUCAAGAAUAAUGUAUCCUGCAAUCUUUGUGUAUUAAAAGAAAAUAAUAAAUAUUUCUCCAUCAGUUGUUUAUGGAUAACUUUUUUAUCCUGUUGUAAAUAAACUCAUUUUUUUGUUUAUUUUGAACUAUGCAAAUGGGUCCGUAACUGUUUUCUUUUUAUUUUCUCUUCCAUUCAGUCUGUGUUUUGGUGGAAUGUGUCUUGUUUUGGAAGAUGUGUAAACCAUUUUGUAGUAAAUGAACAUGUAGAAUGCAGUCUCUCCCGUUCCUGUCAAGCAAACUUCAGACAAAGAUGUCAAUUGAGUAAAUACAAAUAAAGAAUCUGGGGGAAUGGAAAA